AGUUCAAUUGUUUUCAAUUCUAUAAAUACUUGCACAACAAGUAUUUGGCUAUUUUUGGAAAUACAAAUCUACACUUUCGGCCCCUUCUACUAUGGAGUUCAAAACAUCCAGCGCAGACACAGAUAAUGCGGAUAACUUCCAUAGCCGUGCAGAAAAGAUGCAGGAAAAUGUGUCAAAAUUCUAUGCAACCAUUAACGACAUUUCUAGGAACAUGCGAAAGGAUGAUUGGGCGUACCUUCAGCGGCAUCCAGAGAUUAGAGCCAUUAUUCGAGUUAUAGUGAGCGAGGCCGUUAAGGAGAAACCUGAAAAUAUAUAUUUCUUUGCGGCAGAGCUAUUUCAGUGCGAAAACGAGAAAAAAUUGGUUGAUUUGAUCAAUAAGCAACUCCAAUGGGUCAACGAACAACUGAGAGGAGGGGCUUGGAACCCGGCAGAUGGAAUUUUCAAUUUUCCCGAAUCUAGCGAAUCUGAAGUUGAGCAUAAAUGUCCAACUAAGCCGAUGCCCGGAAUGUUCAUUAAAGACGAACCUGAUUUAGUAUGUCCGGAAAAUUUUAGACCUAAAUGUAAUUAGUUUAAACUUCAGAUAAAACUAUAUAUUAUGCAAUCGUAAA
Molecule: messenger RNA, 608 nt
Organism: Drosophila bipectinata
Lineage: Eukaryota; Metazoa; Arthropoda; Insecta; Diptera; Drosophilidae
Source: RefSeq, a predicted model, not a curated record